Penicillium longicatenatum is the source of this 1470-nucleotide messenger RNA. Its product is annotated as cytochrome P450. The transcript has 6 exons. Lineage: Eukaryota; Fungi; Ascomycota; Eurotiomycetes; Eurotiales; Aspergillaceae. The coding region runs from base 1 to 1470 and encodes 489 amino acids. Gene Ontology annotation, molecular function: oxidoreductase activity, acting on paired donors, with incorporation or reduction of molecular oxygen; iron ion binding; monooxygenase activity. The record is from RefSeq and is a predicted model, not a curated record.
AUGGCCGACGGCCAGGUCCGCAGUGGAGCUCUUAAUAUCUUGCUCCUUCUCAGCUGGAAGCUAUAUUUAUGGCCUAUCUGGUUCAGUCCUCUGCGCAAUUUGCCUGAGCCACCAGGCGGGCACCGACUCCAUGGCCAUGUGAGGCUCAUCCCAAAUGAGCGAUCUGGAAUACCGAUGCAGGAAUGGAUCAAUGAGGUACCCAACAAUGGUCUUAUUCGAUAUCGCAUGUGGUUUAACAAGGAGGAAGUCCUUGUCCUCGACCCGAAGGGGCUUUCUGAGGUUUUGGUGCAGAAGAAUCAUGAGUUCGCUAAGCCAUACAGGCUGCGAAAGGGAUUAGGCAGGAUUCUGGGUGUUGGCUUGAUUAUUGCUGAGGGGGAGGAACACAAGAGACAACGCAAGCUCCUCAUGCCAGCUUUUUCACACAGGCACAUUAAAGAUCUAUAUCCUCUUUUCUGGGAAAAGUCCGUCGCACUUGCCCGCGAAAUCGACGCGAACAUCAAGCAAACUGCGGACCAAUCAAGCAAAGUCUUCGACGUGGCAGACUGGCUGGCACGUUCUACCCUGGAUAUCCUUGGCGCGGCUGGUCUCGGGGAAGAAUUCGACACGCUCCAUAACCCAGAUAAUGAGAUAUGUCAAGCCUACCGCAAUGUGUUCGAGCAAUCGCCUCCUAAAGGCAUUAUUGCCAUUGGGCUAUUCUUGUUGCGUGAGGCCGUCACAACAGCGCUGAAUUUGCAGCGGGAUGACAGUAUCUCUGUGGCGACCAAGACCUUAACGGGAGUGGCACGUCAGUUGAUUAGUCGGAAGAGAGAUCUCAGCAUUGAAAAGCCGGAGGGCGGUAGGAAAGACAUCAUUUCCGUUGCACUGGAGUCGGGGGCGUUCACGGACUCGAUGCUGGAGAACCACCUCUUGACGUUCCUAGCAGCCGGACACGAAACCACAGCGACUUCGAUGACCUGGGCUUUAUAUGCAUUAUGCUUGUAUCCCGACGUCCAACAGCGACUGCGCGAGGAGGUGCGAGAAAAAUUACCGCGCAUUCUGAAUGAUGGCCCCGCUUGUGCCUAUGACGGCCGAUCUGUUGGACAGUCUGCCGUAUCUGCAUGCUUUCAUAACACCUCCAUCAUGGGCCAGUUCAUUCCCGCCGGUACGGAGAUCGUGAUUUCCCCCCGUGCGCUGAAUGUGUCCCGGGAACUAUGGGGAGACGAUGCGGCUGUCUUCAACCCUGAUCGGUGGCUUGGGCCUAAUCAGGCCAAUACAGGUGGAGGAAAAACCAAUUUUUCCUUUAUGACUUUUCUUCAUGGCCCGCGGUCUUGCAUAGGGCAGGGCUUUGCUCGUGGUGAAUUUGCCAGUCUACUUGCAGCGCUAACGGGCUCUUUUGAAAUGACUCUAGCCCAAGAUAAGGACGUUAUCAUUGAGACGGGUCUGACCUCUCGGCCCAAGGGAGGAUUGCGUGUGCGAUUCCGUCCGCUGUGA